Osmerus eperlanus (European smelt) is the source of this 2551-nucleotide messenger RNA. RefSeq names its product histamine receptor H1 (gene hrh1). The transcript is spliced from 2 exons. Gene Ontology annotation, cellular component: dendrite; plasma membrane. Bases 366 to 1958 code for a protein of 530 amino acids. NCBI's taxonomy places the organism in Eukaryota, Metazoa, Chordata, Actinopteri, Osmeriformes, Osmeridae. Gene Ontology annotation, biological process: regulation of vascular permeability; positive regulation of vasoconstriction; chemical synaptic transmission. The record is from RefSeq and is a predicted model, not a curated record. Gene Ontology annotation, molecular function: histamine receptor activity; G protein-coupled serotonin receptor activity; neurotransmitter receptor activity.
UUUGGUUUAUAGUAAUUUAUGGAACUGCAAUAGGUUGCCGACAGUUUAAGGGACAGAGCGUGAAGAGGUCACACCCUUCUUAAGUAAAGAUGGGUGUGUGGUGCCGCAAGCUCGCAGCAGACUUUACCCUACCAUCAAUUGAAACAUCAGCAAUAAUCUUUACGGAGAACCUGUUCGAGGUUUAGUCAAAGAUUCUACUUCUAGUAUUUGGUGAGUAAUUUGUAAUUGUUUACAUUUACGACAUUUGGACAAUGGUAAGGAAACGUUGUCAAAUUCCUUUGCAAUAGUUGUUGGCAAAAUCUGCUCAGAAGUCAGUUUCAACAACCAUAUCAUCAUGUGAGGACACCUGGAGGUGACUGGCUGCCAUGAUGGAGUCUGCAUCCAAAGUGACCACAGACCAUCCUUGCAACAGUACUUGCAGCUCGGCAGGCUCCAAUGAGACACUGCUGUACAACUCCACCAUCUCCUUGCACCACUUUAACAAGGCCCUUUUAGGAGUGUCCCUGGGCAGCCUGUCCCUGUUAACGGUGAUCAUGAACAUCUUGGUCCUCUAUGCUGUGAAGAAGGAGAAGACUUUACACACUGUGGGCAACCUCUACAUAGUCAGCCUUUCUGUGGCAGACCUCAUUGUUGGAGCCACUGUGAUGCCCCUGAACCUGGUCUACCUGCUGGAGGAUGAAUGGAAACUCGGUCGCAUAGUCUGCCAAUUUUGGUUAAUCAUGGACUAUGUUGCCAGCACAGCAUCUAUUUUCAGCCUGUUCAUCUUGUGCCUGGAUCGAUAUCGGUCGGUGCGCCAGCCGCUGAAGUACCUGAAGUAUCGCACCAGAGGCAAGGCCAGUGUCAUGAUCACAGGUGCCUGGCUCCUCUCCAUGACGUGGAUCCUCCCCAUACUGGGAUGGCGGUCCUUUACUCAUGUCCAGCUGAAACCAGAGAUGGAGAACAAAUGUGACACGGACUUCAGGUUUGUCACCUGGUUUAAAGUUAUAACCGCCGUCUUCAACUUUUAUGUGCCAUCUAUUUUGAUGCUUUGGUUUUAUACACGCAUUUACUUGGCGGUGAGACAACACAUUCGAGAAAGAGAGCGAAUCAUCAAUCCUGUAGAUUCCUUUGGGGAUAAUGGGCCACACAAUGCUCAAACACUUGAAAACGAUGUCUAUCAAUGUCGGAGGGAUAACAUGGCUUCAUCAGAGUAUUCUCAUCAGGAAAGCUUGGUGGAUCACUAUACUUUAGAAAAACCAUAUUAUUCCAAUGUUAAAAAUGAGCGUGAAGAAAUCAAUUCUGAACUUGACAAAAUAAAUAUCUGUCAUUCGAGCCUGUCGAGGACCACAGAACUGACAGACUCAGCAAAAUAUGAAAACGGGGAGUGUUUGUCACCUCAACAAGUGAAGUCUGACUCGGAUGCUUCAUUGUCAGUCUCACCAGUUGGCAUUCAGCAUUCAGAGGACAACAACGUGGAAAAGCUGUUUGUGUCUGUCACCGACUGCCAUGUCGCAGUGCCAAACUCCGUGGCUGGAGUAUGUGAGAUAACCCAAAUUUCUGAUGUUGAGAGAUACACCACUAUGUUGCGGCAUAACAAUGAAUUCAAUCCAUCCCUGGCAUUGUCGUGGCCAGAGGAGGGGGACACUAAACUGGACGGUGCCAAUGGCCUAACUCUGAAACACACCUGGCAGAGGUUCUGUGAGCACUCUCGACAGCGCAUACACAGCCUGCAGAUCCGCAAAGAGCACAAGGCUGCCAAGCAGCUGGGCUGCAUUAUUGCAGCAUUUAUGAUGUGCUGGAUACCCUACUUUAUCGCUUUCAUGGUCAUGGCUUUUUGUCAAACGUGUGUCCUUCACGACCUUCAUAUGUUCACUAUAUGGCUAGGGUACAUGAACUCCACGCUCAACCCAUUUAUAUAUCCUCUUUGCAAUGAGAAUUUCAAAAGAGUUUUCAAAAGUAUCUUGAACAUCCAUUCUUGAAAUGUGUCCUGUGAGUACCGAGGUACUAGAUCAUUUCAUUCAUGUUGACUUAUGAAGACAAAAUAAAGUCUACAUAGGCGUAUUGUUACUUUGCAAUGUAAUUGCACUGCACAAUGGGCUGUCAACUGUGUGUUCAUCAUAAAACUUUGCAGAAAUGUUGUGGUUUCUGAUGUCUUUCAACCGAAAUGUUUUGCACAAAAGUGUAUCUGGUCAAAUGAUUCCGUGACUCGGUGAUUCAGAUUUGAAUAUGACUGUAGACAAAACUGUGAUAUGUAGCUCAUGUAUGUGGUUUUCCAGUUUAAUAUAUAUUUUGAAACUUUUAUCUGCAUGUAUAAUACACGAUUUAUUUUUUUCAAGCUUAUCGAGAACGAAGCGGUUAUUGGCUAAUAGGAACUGGCAGGAACAUCAAGAAUUCUGCGUUCCACUACGUGUCAAACAUACAUAUAUUCUGCGAUCUGCAAAAAGAAGCAGUGAAGUUACUGUAAUUGUGAUUUUGUUUAUUGUAUGAGUAUUUAGAUGUAUAGGCCUAUGCUAUAUGUUUUACGUUGAAUGUCUGAAGCAGUCUGCUAUGCGAUUAUGGUUUUGAUUAAAAC